AUGGCUAGUGUCACGUCUCACUGUGCAAUGAGCAAUGGAACUGCCUUCCAACACGUCUUCAUGCCAAUUCAGAGUUCCUCCAUUAGUGUACCAAGAGCAAGUGUACCAAUAAUUUGUGUACCAAGAGCAAGUGUGUCAAGUAUUAGUGAGACCUCAAGAGAGACCUCAAGCAAUUUAGAAAACGGAGGACAAGUGGUAGGUGCAGCCAUUGGGGAGCAGGUUACCUGUGUGCAGAAAGUGUUUCUGUAUAAUGGCUCCGAUAAAACAGUGCAGAGUGUACAAACUUCCAAUCCGGUUAACACUGUAAAAGAAGUCCAAAGCAAGUGUUUAGAAAGUGGGCAUCGGGUUGGAUAUUCAGAGAGCAGCGCUAACACCAGCUCUGCACAACAUGGAGCUAGCGCUAACACCAGCUCUGCACAACAUGGAGCUAGCGCUAACACCAGCUCUGCACAACAUGGAGCUAGCGCUAACACCUGCUCUGCACAACAUGGAGCUAGCGCUAACACCAGCUCUGCACAACAUGGAGCUAGCGCUAACACCAGCUCUGCACAACAUAGAGCUCACAUUGUGAGCAGCGUUGAGAAUAAAACCACCACUGUCAGUAGAGUCAAUGACAGACCACUUGAUAAUAUCAGUGUGAUUAUCUCAACAGCUCAGAUUAGCGAAGAUGCAUCUCAGAUUGAAGACACAGAAGUUGUUCAGAUCACUAGUAGUGAUGUUGAUGUUACCAACGUUAACUGUGGAGGACAGACUGCUAGCAAGGUGAACGAAGAAGAGAUAAGCAUUGCCAAUGACAAAGUACAAGUUAGCAGGGAGGAGGCCGUAGUGGUGGUUGGCGUCAGUGAUGUAAAAAGCACAGGUCAGAUAAAAUGUAGGGAAACUGAGAUCCAGGAGAGAAGUGUGGAAAGUGAGACUAACAUUGGCAGUGAAAAUCAGAUUGUUAGUACUGUGCGUGAUGCUCGAACUAUCUCAGCAGAGGUAGAAAAACAAUUCAGAAGUGAGGAGACUCAGAUUGACAGCGUGGAGGUUACGAGUCAGAUGAAUAGCUGUCAAAUUGAAACUCAGAUCAGUGGAGUUCUGAGUGUUUUGGGAAGUGUUGUUCAGAUAACCCGUGGAGGAAAUGGCAGCCAGAUCAGCUGUGUUGAAGCUGGAGCACAGCUCUGCUCCUUGGAGAUAAACAUCACAGAAAAUGAGGUUCGGCCAAGCAGUCAGCCAACAGAGGUAAUUAUCACCCAAUCGGAAGACAGAUUUGAGAUGAUAAAUGCUGAACACGGAGAGCAUGUUAUUAUAGAGGAAACCAUCAUUGAGGAGACAAGCUGUGUGUCCAGAAAGAGUGACGCUGUGGAGAGCAGCAGAGUUGAAAGCGUCGGACCGGUUGAUGAGCUGGAAGUCACAGCUGUAGUUGGUGAUGCAGAAGAUGAAGGUCAAACAACCUGUGAGGAGAGUAGAGGUCAGAUAAACAUUGCUAUGGGUGGUGACCUGACUAGCACAGUCAUAACAACAAGUGUGGUUGAAAUGAAGAGUGCUGAUGAGACUGAUGACCUGACUAGAAGUGUGGUUGAGAUGAUCAGCACAGAAAUAUCAAUGGCAUCCAGCCCUGUGGAAUUUGAGGUUCCAAUUGUCCACAGGGACUACAGAGCUCAAACCCCCUUGAUGGAGAGGGAAGGUAUGAUUAGCAGAGAUGUUCAAAUGAUUGACCACGUCUCUACAGGUGACAUAAGCACUGUGGAAACUGUAGUAGUCUCGCUCCCAUCCGUGUCUCAGACAACUGGCAGGGAUAAUGCUGAUAGCAUGGUAAGCGAGGCUAAGGAAACUGUGAUCCAGGUGAAGAAAGUGGAAGGUCCAGUUCCAAUCAGCAGUGCAGAACAUGGGGGUCUGAUCACCAAUGUUGUACAGAUUAGCAGCGCUGCAAGUGACAAAUCGAUCAGCAGUGCCACAGGUGUAGCGGUAAAAGUGCCAGCUAGCACAGUGGAAAGUGCAGUGGAGAUCAUCAGGGAUAUGAGAAGUGGAAGCAUGAUAAGUACUGGAGGUAUGACUAGUGUAGGCAGCGGUGGUUUGAUCAGCAGGACAGAAAGUGGGUAUAUGAUGAAUAAUGUGGUAAGUGGACACAUGAUAACUAGUGCAGGAAGUGGACACAUGAUAACUAGUGCAGGAAGUGGACACAUGAUAACUAGUGCAGGAAGUGGACACAUGAUAACUAGUGCAGGAAGUGGACAGAUGAUAACUAGUGCAGGAAGUGGACACACGAUAACUAGUGCAGGAAGUGGACACAUGGUAACUAGUGCAAGUAGUGGAGGAAGUGGAGAAUGGAAGGUUUAUGGUGGAGGUACAGGAAGACUCAGUGGUCCAGGUAGUGGAGGCAGACUCAGUGGUCCAGGUAGUGGAGGCAGACUCAGUGGUCCAGGUAGUGGAGGCAGACUCAGUAGUCCAGGUAGUGGAGGCAGACUCAGUGGUCCAGGUAGUGGAGGCAGACUCAGUGGUCCAGGUAGUGGAGGCAGACUCAGUAGUCCAGGUAGUGGAGGCAGACUCAGUGGUCCAGGUAGUGGAGGCAGACUCAGUGGUCCAGGUAGUGGAGGCAGACUUAGUGGUCCAGGUAGUGGAGGCAGACUCAGUGGUCCAGGUAGUGGACAAAAGAUAAGUGGUACCAGUGGUGGAGAUCAAAGUAAAUGUAAUAGUAUCGGCAGUGGAGUCUGGACCCAUGUGAAUUCCGAAAGUGUCUCUCGGUUUAACAGAAACGCGAGCAAUGAAAGGACUGGUAGACUUAGCAGUGCAGGAAGUGGAGAAUGGAAGGUUUAUAGUAGAAGUAAUGGACAGAUCAGUAAGGCAGGAAGUGAGGGAAGAAUCAGCAGUGCUGGAAGUGGACACAUGAUCAGUAGUGCUGGAAGCGGAGGUAGACUGAGUAGCAGAAGCACAGGAAGUGGAGGUAGACUAAGUAGUGCAGGUAGUGGACAUAUGAUCAGUAGUGCUGGAAGUGGAGGUAGACUGAGUAGCAGAAGCACAGGAAGUGGAGGUAGUGGACAUAUGAUCAGUAGUGCAGGUACUAGUGGACAGAGAAUUAGUAGUACAGAGGGUGGUGUCAGGAUCAGCAGUGGGGGUAGUCGAGUGAUUACCAGCAGUGGUGGUCCAGCCAGCAGCCCCAGCAGAGUGACCAUCAGGAACACAGGAAGCGGAGGCGGUGGAGGCAGAGAGCGGAUCAGCGUCUGUAAAAUGGCUGCCCUCUCCAUGUCAGCUGCCGUGAAAGAAAGAGAAAAGGCCCAGGAGGUCCGUCGGGAAUCCUACACAAAACAGGUGUCAGCCACCAGUCCUCGGGUCCAGCGGUGGGUGAGGACAUUGGUGGAAGAAACUGUAGACAACAGUAAAACUGAUGACGACAGUGUGCCAUUCUGA
Molecule: messenger RNA, 3387 nt
Organism: Salvelinus fontinalis (brook trout)
Lineage: Eukaryota; Metazoa; Chordata; Actinopteri; Salmoniformes; Salmonidae
Exons: 2
Coding region: 1-3387 (1128 amino acids)
Source: RefSeq, a predicted model, not a curated record